Molecule: messenger RNA, 613 nt
Organism: Dothidotthia symphoricarpi CBS 119687
Lineage: Eukaryota; Fungi; Ascomycota; Dothideomycetes; Pleosporales; Dothidotthiaceae
Exons: 1
Coding region: 59-613 (184 amino acids)
Source: RefSeq, a predicted model, not a curated record
CAUCUUCUCAUCAAACCAACAGCCAUCCAAGCCUCUUACUUGCUCCCUAUCAGUCAUCAUGCGCGCUUCUACCCUCCUUCUUCUCCUUCCGGCCACUCUGGCGGCGUCCUAUGUGAUUCCGAACGACACCAAGGAUGGAGUCUACGCCACCUACACUGAUGACAGUGGCAAUGAGGUCCACGAACUCAUUGGAAAGGGUGUUGAAGUUCAGUCUGCUGAAUCCACCAUCGAAGCUCGCGACAACCGAACGUGGCAAACCUGGUGCGGCUGCGGCAUCGGACUUGACCAUGGCAACACCGACGCCGCUGUCCAAGACCUCAAGAAUCAAAUCGGUCCCAACCAGAUAAACCAGAACAACGUCAACUACUACUCUAUCCGCGGCAACGUUGUGGCAUUUUCCUGCAUUCAGGAAGCUUGGUUCACGACCUCUGAAGCAAGCUACCUUACCAACGCUUUUGCCGAAAUUACCUCACGUUGCGGUUGGUACAUCGCUGGUACUGCCCAGCUGAGCCCAGAUGGUGCCGCCGAUCCUUCCGUUGUUGGAUAUAUGCAGUACUCCAACGGACUCAACUUCUGCGGCAAUGCCGCAUCCUCCAACCGGGCUAGCUGCUAG